Rotaria sordida is the source of this 330-nucleotide messenger RNA. Lineage: Eukaryota; Metazoa; Rotifera; Eurotatoria; Philodinida; Philodinidae. The record is from the annotation of a GenBank genome assembly.
AUGCAUAUGUACUAUGCUAAAUUUGAUGAAUUUGAAAUAUUUAUCAGAAAAAUAUAUUCAAAAUUAAAAGUUUUACAUGUUAAUACUUAUUUUCAAGAUAUAACUUUUCUUAAUGCUUCUCGUUGGAGAAAAUUAAUUUUGCAACCUUUACCUCAAUUAGAAGAAUUUUAUUUACGAUAUUAUGAACGUGCUGAUCCUGUAUAUAAAUAUUCUAUAUAUAAUGAUAAACUGAAUCAAUUUGUUCCAUCCUUUUGGAUUGAACGACAAUGGAUAUUUGAAGCUGUAAUUAAUAAUGAAUCUAUCAUUUAUUUAGUUGGUCCAUACAGAUAA